AUGCCAUCCGCAUUUGAUCUAAUUGAUUCAGGCGGUGGGAACGGUAGUGGUGCACACACUGACGAUACUAAAUAUGGUUCAUCACCAACAUCAUCGUCCUCGUCAUCCGUUGGCGGUGGUCCAUUCAAUGCACCGCUUAGUACUCGUGGUAGUGCCAUAACUGACCCAUCAUUUCCAUACUUUCCACCUCCAUUCAAUCCAGCCUUUGCUGCUCAAUUCGAUGUACAUGCCGCCGCAGCAGCAAGUGCUAUUGAACAUUAUCCAACAUUUAACUAUGCUACGCCGAAUGGUUCAUCAGCUUCUUCCUCACCCUAUGGAACUACCACAGCAAUGCAUCAUCAACAUGCAAGUCCAAGUAGUAAUACAUUCAACACAGCAUCGUACGAUCCAUACACUUCAGCUUAUGCAGCAACUGCUGCUGCAGCACGUCACCAUCAUUCGAUUCUCGAUGCUCAUCAUCAUCAUCAUCACGCGGUCGAACUUUAUUCUCGUCAUUCACAACAUCAUCAGACAUCGGCCACUUCGCUUGUCGAUCAUACAGCUCGUAUUCUCAAUGGAGCAGUUUCAACGGGUAAUGCCGGCGGAGAUGAUUUACAAAUGGGUGACUCAACUUAUCACAGAUCAUCGGCAAGCAGAGAUGGUCGUCGUUCAGAUCCACAAAGAGACUCGAGCUCCUUUUCUUCCAUGUGCUCGGGUAGCGUCAACGGCAGUGGUGGUUCGAAUUCGCCAACUGAUAACUUCUGUUUAGUUCCUGGCCGAUUGGCACUGCUCAGCUCAACAUCAAAAUACAAAGUAACGAUCAGUGAAGUCCAACGACGCCUUUCCACACCAGAAUGUCUCAAUGCAUCCUUGCUUGGUGGAGUUCUAAGACGAGCCAAAUCGAAAAAUGGUGGCAGAGAUCUUCGAAAUAAAUUGGAGAAGAUCGGGGUCAACCUACCAGCUGGCCGUCGGAAAGCAGCAACGACGACGUUACUUACAUCUCUUGUAGAAGGAGAGGCAAAUCAAUUGGCAAUCGAUUUUCGCACUGUGUGUGAAAACGAUUUUCCAACCAAAGUGACAGCAGAUUAUGUAGCAAGACAUCAUUCAGAUCCAAAUGAAAUUAGUACACGAAGAAACAUGGUUUUAGCUGCUAAACAAUUAACUAAAGAAUUCAGUGAUUUACUCAAACAAGAUCGUUCACCUGUCAAUGUCGCAUCGCCAGGAAACGCAGCAAAUGGUUUAUCCAAUUCACGACAUGGUCCUGGUUCAUCUUCGACAUCUUCCUCGCUAAUUGCACAUCGACAUCUACUCACAAUUCCUCCUACUCUUGAUCCUCAUGUUCAAGAUUCGCUAACGAAUUUUUCUCUCAUCACGCAUGGAUUUGGUGCACCAACUCUCUCCGCUGCUGUCGAUGUCUUUCAUCAAUAUUUAACUGAAAUGCUGAAAUACUACGAGAAGAACUAUCCUAUGUUCAUUGCAACAACAUCUACAUCGUCAUCAAUGAAGAAUGGAAAUGGUGGCAUCGAUUAA
This is a messenger RNA of Adineta ricciae, 1509 nucleotides long. The record is from the annotation of a GenBank genome assembly. NCBI's taxonomy places the organism in Eukaryota, Metazoa, Rotifera, Eurotatoria, Adinetida, Adinetidae.